Sporisorium graminicola is the source of this 1356-nucleotide messenger RNA. RefSeq lists its product as uncharacterized. Gene Ontology annotation, molecular function: GTPase activity. The transcript has a single exon. Bases 1 to 1356 code for a protein of 451 amino acids. Gene Ontology annotation, cellular component: cytoplasm. The record is from RefSeq and is a predicted model, not a curated record. Lineage: Eukaryota; Fungi; Basidiomycota; Ustilaginomycetes; Ustilaginales; Ustilaginaceae.
AUGCCCUUUGCGCAACUCGUCAUCGGCCCACCGGGCUCUGGCAAGACCACCUAUUGCUUCGGCCAGUAUCAGUUUCUCUCUCUACUUUCGAGACCCUGCAGCGUCGUCAACCUUGAUCCAGCUAACGAUCGGCUGCCGUAUCCAUGCGCUGUCGACAUCAACCGCCUCAUCUCGGUCCGCGACGUGAUGGCCGAGCUCUCGCUCGGUCCCAAUGCCGCUAUGCUUUACUGCAUCGAGUACCUCGAAAAAAACGUCGAUUGGCUUAUCCAGGAGCUUAAACGCGUCAUGGAUGAGCAGCGACAGGGCAAGACCGGCCAACUUGCAGGCCACGGCGACCAGGAAACGCCCAUCGGCCCAGUCAGCGCUGGAUUUGAGUACUUGAUCUUUGAUCUUCCGGGACAGGUGGAGCUCUCCACCAACCACCCUGCGCUCAAACGCAUCCUCGAGACGCUCGAGAAGCAGCUCGGACUACGCUUUGUCGCUGUCCACCUCACCGACGCCACACAUAUUACGGAUGCAUCUCGCUACGUCUCGAUCCUCAUUCUGGCACUACGAGCCAUGCUUGCUCUCGAACUUCCUCACGUCAACGUGCUUUCCAAAGUCGAUCUGCUCGGACAGUCGUACAUCUCGCAAUCAAAGCGUUCCCUCGACCGCUACGACGCCAGUAGCAACAACGGCGACAGCAGCUCGGACGAGAACGAGCAAGAUGCCGACAAGGUUAGGAGCGGACCUGCUGGCAUGGGUCUGCAAUCCGACAUGGCUUUUAAUCUCGACUUUUACACGCAGGUUCAAGAUCUCUCGUAUCUUCGCGACCUCCUCUCACAACCUUCCGGUCCCGGCUCAUCACGGCGCAAUGAGAAGUACGGCAAGCUCAACGAAGCUAUCUGCGAGCUCGUGGAGGAUUUCGGUCUGGUGUCGUUCGAGACGCUCGCGGUCGAGGACAGGCGGUCCAUGUUUCGACUGUUGCAAGUGCUCGAUAAGGCGGUGGGCUACAUCUACGUCUCACCUUCCGCCAGUACACUUGGCUUGGAUGCACAGGACGAGGAUGGCGCUUACGAACCCGGUCGUGCGUCGGCGACUGCAUCCGCUGCGCUCAAGGCGCAAUCGCAUGGCAUAGGUGCAGAUCCCCAUUCGCUCUUCAGUGUUGCGGAUCGAGGCGAUCCGCUUGGCUGGGGGGAUGCGCUGGAGGUGCAGGAGAGGUACAUCGACCACCGCGAUGUCUAUGAAGAAGCAGAGAUGGAGGAGCGCAAGCAGAGAGACGAGAAGCAGUGGGAGGAAAAGGUGUGGGCCGAGGUGCGCAAGGUGGCCAAGCAGGAGCAAGAGAAGAAGGAAGAGGGCCAGGCACGGCAGUCAUGA